AUGGCUAGACCUGGUGGAGAAGGUCAACUUAGAAAUGUUGGAAUCGAACAAAUUCAGUAUAAAAGAGUGAACUGCAACUUUCCCGGAGCAACCGUGUCAUUCCGGGUCGACCCGGGUUCCAACCCGAACUACUUCGCGGCCGCAAUCGAGCACGAAGACGGAGAUGGGAUCGCCGGAGUUGAGCUGAAACGGGCGGGGUCAGGGGGCACGUGGAUCAAAAUGCAGCCGUCGUGGGGGGCUGUUUGGAAGGCCGAUUUGCCAAACAACUACCCGGCGCCCUUCUCGGUUCGGCUUACCGGAAAUUCGGGGAAGAAGAUUGUGGCCAACAAUGUUAUUCCUGCCAAUUACUCGCCCGGGAAAACUUACAGAUCAGUUGUCAAUUUUUAA
Molecule: messenger RNA, 387 nt
Organism: Salvia splendens (bonfire salvia)
Lineage: Eukaryota; Viridiplantae; Streptophyta; Magnoliopsida; Lamiales; Lamiaceae
Product: expansin-B15
Exons: 2
Coding region: 1-387 (128 amino acids)
Biological process (GO): sexual reproduction
Cellular component (GO): extracellular region
Source: RefSeq, a predicted model, not a curated record